ACUGCUGAGGUCCAUUGUUUAAAAAUCUGUUUACAUGCCUAAAACUUUUGCAGUACUGCACAUGAAAAACUACUUAAGUACAGUAACGAAUUACACACGCACUGUUAUAUGAUUGGCCGAUGCAAGUAAUGACUGACAGUGUCUCCACCUAUUCACUACCCACGCUGGUUCUCCGAGCUGCAGGUACAUGUACUCGGGGCCUCAGCCUGAGAGUGUCGUCACUGCUGUCAGACGCACUGUGCUGGAUGGAGUCGAGUGGAAAUCUGGCUUUUCUGCCCUGAAGGUCACCCAGUGUGUGUGUUUGUACUGAUCUGGGUGAUAAAACGUGGUGAUGGGGGCGGCUCCGGUGGUCUGUGUGGUCUUUCUGUGUGGAGUGCUCAUCCCGGCUCUCGGAGAUAAACACUCUCUGUACUACAUCUACACCGCGCUCUCCAAAGAUGUCGCUCUACCAGGGAUCUAUGAGUUCACAGCACUAGGUCUGCUCAAUGACCGGGCCAUCGACUACUACAACAGUCAGGAACAGGUCAAGGUUCCUAAGCAGGACUGGCUGAAGGAGAAGAUGCAGCCAGAUUACUGGGACAAAGGCACCCAGUCUCGCAGGAGCAAAGAGCAGUGGUUCAAGGUCAACGUGGAAAUCCUGAUGCAGCGAAUGAGACACAAUCACACAAACCUUCAUGUUCUUCAGUGGAGACAUGGCUGUGAGAUUGAUGAGUCAAAUGGAGAUGUAACAUUUCUGAAAGGCAUCAGUGAGUACAGCUACGACGGCGAGGAGUUCCUCUCUUUUGAUAUUGUAAACAUGCGGUGGAUCGCUCCAGUUCCAGAAGCUUUGCCAACCAAAAGGAAAUGGGAUGAUGUGCCCAUCCUGAACCAGUACACCAAGGGUUACCUGGAGAAAGAAUGUGUGGACUGGCUCACCAAAUUCUUGGAGUACGGAGAAGAGUCACUGAAAAAACACUUCAAACCAUAUGUUUAUAAAUUUGCAAAGAAAUCUACGACUAACUCAAGCAAGCUGAUCCUGACCUGCCUGGCCACGAGCUUCUACCCCAAAGACGUGGUGAUGAGUCUGAGGAAGUCCAACAAUUCACUGCCUGAACAUCUACUAAGAUCUUCAGGAGUCAGACCCAAUGGUGAUGGAACCUACCAGCUGAGAAAGAGUGUGGAGAUCCAGGAGGACGAUACAGCAGAUUAUGACUGUUAUGUGACUCACAGAGCCCUCAGCGAGCCAGUAAUUACAAAAUGGGACAGAAAGUGCCGUAACUGCUGGAGUAUAAGUUCAGGACUAGUUGGAGGAGGAAUUGGGGGAGUGGUGGUGAUUCUGCUGACUUUGCUAUGUGGGAUCAUCUUUGUCCUUAUAAAAAAGGGCAUAAUUGGAAUUCCAGGAAGUAAAUCACACUGGAACUGAACUCCAGAUCAUCCAGGAUUAUACACCAGACUUUUUUCUAUUCAUUGAUCAAGUCAGUACUUAUACAUCACUGUUACGUUAAAGCUGCACUACGUAAGAUUUGGGGAUUUGGAAACCUCGCUGGUGGAAAUGUGUAACUGCACACAACGUGCAAUUUUGUAACAUGGGUUUGCACGGGACUGCCUUUUUCAGUCCCGCUCCAGCAAGAUCUCAUCGCUCCCGUAGAAAAUCGGAAUCAUUUGUCCCUCUCAAGCCUGCAACUCAAAUGUUUUGUCCCGCUCCCGCCGGCACAGUUUCCGCGAGGCAAAGGGACAUUCAUUAUCUGACACAGUAUAUUCAGAAAUACAUUACUGUCUGCUGAAAUAACAGCAGUCAUGGUCAUUAAUUGAUUUAUAUUUAGCAUCUGUUUUAAUCAUGAACUGAUUUUUGUCAGAGUAAAGCUUUAGUGUUAAACUACUCGUUACUUAGACACAAGUAGAACAGCUUCUUUUAAGAGGCAUUGGGGCAGUCAUGGGCUGGAGGUUAGGGAACCGCCAGUUCGAUGUGCAGUGCUGACAGUACGUGACUGAGGUGUCUUCGAACCCCCAGCUGCUCCCCAGGCACUGCGGAUAGGGCAGCCCACCGCUCUGGGCAAGUGUGCUCACUGCCCCCUAGUGUGUAUGUGGUGUUUUACUGCUUGGAUGGGUUAAAUUUCCCUGUUAUGGGACUAAUAUGGGUCAAUAAUUAUUUUAAAAAAUGCACUGAAGCGUAAAACUAAUCAUGAUCAUAUAUUGUGUUCACACUUAAGAAUGUAGAGGGCCCAGGAAUCUUAAAUAGUCUGUGUUCAGUAUGAACUCCAUAGCUGAAGGAAACCUGAUAGUUUACUGGGGACUUUUAUACAAUUUACUCUUAUAUGUAUUAACUGUAUUAAAUCAAUUAGAAGUGCCUUCAUGUUUUUAUGUUCUAUUUCAUUCUGCUCUGUCUUGUUCUGUUCUACUGUUUUAUGUUAUAUUCUGUGUUGUUCUGUUUUAUUCUCUUAUAUUCUGUUCUACUCUAUUUAUUCAGUUCUAUUCUACAGUAUUUUAAGAUCUGAAAUAGACCUGCUGGAUCACGAAAGUCUCUCAUACUGUCAUUUUUGAAUGAAUUUACUUUAUUGCAAUAAAGCUGUUGAAUAAAGUUUUUCUUGUUUUUAUUAUCAUUUA
Molecule: messenger RNA, 2583 nt
Organism: Pygocentrus nattereri (red-bellied piranha)
Lineage: Eukaryota; Metazoa; Chordata; Actinopteri; Characiformes; Serrasalmidae
Product: class I histocompatibility antigen, F10 alpha chain-like
Exons: 6
Coding region: 332-1402 (356 amino acids)
Biological process (GO): immune response
Cellular component (GO): external side of plasma membrane
Source: RefSeq, a predicted model, not a curated record